Messenger RNA from Bradysia coprophila, 2271 nucleotides. RefSeq lists its product as uncharacterized. The record is from RefSeq and is a predicted model, not a curated record. Lineage: Eukaryota; Metazoa; Arthropoda; Insecta; Diptera; Sciaridae.
GUAUGGGGUAUCCGAAAAUACUCGUGUGACAUUGUGCUCUUUGCCUUUCAUGAAUACUGAGUUUGUGCAAACAUUUCGCAAUUUUCUGUCGAAAUAUAGCUCAAGUCUAAUCAAUUAAUUUAUAUUUUUCGUUUGUGCCAAACUAAUUCGAUUGCCAAAUUCAAACUAUUAAAUUUGCACAAUCCACAAUGGAGCGGGAGUUAAGAUCGAACAAAAGAAGACAUCAAACACCGAUCAAAUUUUCGGACCAGAAUCCAAAAAGAACGGAAAAAUCGAUGUCAGGUGUUACAACCAAGGAACUGACCAUCUUAAUGCUGGGAGAAACUGGUGUUGGGAAAUCGACUUUUAUCAACGCGCUCGUCAAUUAUCUCAUGUUCGAGAAUAUCGACGACGCGGCAAAAGAUCUGCAAUGUCUCAUUCCUACAAGCUUUUCUGUCUAUGAUGAGGCUACGAAUGAUAUGAAGGAGUGCGUGUUCGGUAAAGCAGAUGAUAAUGAAAGCGCUGAUAAAACUCAAUCGUGCACCCAGGCAUGCAGAUGCUACAACUUCAAACUUGGCGAUGUUACGUUGAAGAUCAUUGACACGCCAGGAAUUGCCGAUUGUCGUGGAGUGGAUACGGAUCUGUUGAACCUGAAAAAUCUGUUGAAAUUUCUCAGCAACUACAAGGAAUUAAACGCAAUUUGCGUUCUAUUGAAACCCAACAAUGCUAAGAUAGGCAUUGUCUUCAAGUACUGCAUUCUCGAAUUGCUGACUCAUCUGAACAAGAGUGCAUCGGACAAUAUUCUAUUUUUGUUCACGAAUUCACGCGGUACCUUCUACAAGCCCGGUGACACGGCCAAGGCAUUGAGAAAAGUUCUACAAGACAUUCAUUCAAAGCCACCGCACGUCGAAAUCAAAUUUGAGAUGGACAAUUACUUUUGCUUCGACAGUGAGGCCUUCCGAUAUUUGGUUGCCACAUCUGAGCCGAAUAACGUUGCAUUCGACGAUAGUGCACAUGGUGAUUUUGAAAAGAGUUGGCAACGUUCUGUGACUGAGUGUCAACGUCUUUUCACGCGAAUUUCAAAUUUAAAGCCGCACCCGGUUCAAGAUACCAUUUCCAUCAACGACAUUCGUACGAAAAUUUUGAAUCUACGGAAGCCGAUCGCACUCAUUGCAGAAAACAUCAGCAACGAAAUUCGCAUGUGUGAGAAACACGAGAAGAAGAUCGAAGAGUUCACCGGCGACAUCGAGGAACUGGAAAAAGAGUUGUACACACCAGCGUUGGACAUAAAGUCUCGACCGUUGGAACAUCCGAUUACGGUGUGCAGCCAUCCUGGCUGCUGUGAGAAGAAAUCCUGUGGAAGCACGACCAAAAUUCACUACAAGUCUAUUUGCCACAAGCCGUGCUAUUUGAAAAAAAGCGAUGGCAACAUCAUCGGAGAUUCGGGCCUGCUUGACUGUCGUGCUUUCAACAAGUAUGAGAUUGUAAGUGAAAGAAAAUUGUGUCAUGCAAAACGUAUUGUUCCCGAUUCCGAAUUACUGAUGAAUUCCGAAGGUCUUGUUUACGCCUAUGAUUGUAAGCGCGAGAAAUCUGAAAAUUGCUUCAAGUGCACCCACCCGUAUCACGUACACUUAACGAUCAACUACGAGACGGAAAUUGUCACGAGAAAAAUAAGAGAUGAAAACAAGUUCGAGCGAAUCGAAACUAGUUGGUGUGACAUCGACAAACGAAAAAAUCAGAUAGCACUGAUCAAAGCGAAAGUUGACGUAAUCAAGGAAGAGUUGCGGUUCAUCACCGAAUGUUCGGCGUAUUUUGCGCGCUUUUUGAUGAGCAACACUAUCACUCCAUUCAACGAUGCGCUUGAAGAUUACAUUAAGUGCUGCAUUGCCAACGAAGAGAAAGGAAAUAAAGACACAGCAGUUAUCAAAGGAUACCAAGAUAUGCUUGACGCAUAUAAUCGAGAAAAGGAGACAAUCGAAAAAUUGUCCAAACAAUCGUGCGACGUCAGCAGCGGAAAAAUUGAUGGCAAAAUCGGGCAACUGUUCAACUUGAAAACCUACGGUCAAGUAAUCAAAUAUCACAUGGAACUGGAAGCUGAAGGUGAAAAGAAUAAAAGCAUUGCCUUAGAAGUCGAUGUUCCGAUUGGAGACGGGGUUAGGACGUCAGGUCUGAUCAGAAUUUUUCAACAAGUUGCGGAAAAUUUGAAAUUCUGGUAAUUUCGAAAAAUCGCGAGCGAAAAACAUAAUUGCUGGGAGGAUGGGACCGGCACCCAAACUAUUUUUCUAUUGUACU